Funneliformis geosporum is the source of this 128-nucleotide messenger RNA. The record is from the annotation of a GenBank genome assembly. NCBI's taxonomy places the organism in Eukaryota, Fungi, Glomeromycota, Glomeromycetes, Glomerales, Glomeraceae.
CUUUGGCUGCUCCUGCUGUAAUUCCAUUCGAAUGGACAGUCAACGUUACAAGAGAAUUAAUUCGACUUCGACGUGAUAAUCAUGACAAUAUUGAGUUCAUUCCUAACAAUCGCCAUGAAAGGAUAUGA